Messenger RNA from Salvelinus namaycush (lake trout), 1369 nucleotides. RefSeq names its product calreticulin-like. Gene Ontology annotation, molecular function: calcium ion binding. Gene Ontology annotation, biological process: protein folding. Bases 1 to 1266 code for a protein of 421 amino acids. NCBI's taxonomy places the organism in Eukaryota, Metazoa, Chordata, Actinopteri, Salmoniformes, Salmonidae. The transcript has 9 exons. Gene Ontology annotation, cellular component: endoplasmic reticulum membrane; endoplasmic reticulum. The record is from RefSeq and is a predicted model, not a curated record.
AUGCUAGUGUCGGUGCUAUUGAUGAUUGCACUAGCCAGUGCUGAACCAUCGGUGUAUUUUCGAGAGCAGUUUGAAGAUGAUGCUUGGAAUACCCGUUGGGUUGAAUCCAGCCAUAGGUCGGACUAUGGGAAAUUUGUCCUGACUGCUGGGAAAUUCUAUGGAGAUGCAGAGAAAGACAAAGGUCUCCAGACCAGCCAGGAUGCCCACUUCUACUCUUCUUCUGCUCGCUUUGAGCCCUUCACCAACCAGGCCAAGACCCUGGUGAUCCAGUUCACUGUCAAGCACGAGCAGAACAUCGACUGCGGGGGAGGCUACAUCAAGCUAUUCCCCGCUGACCUCGACCAGGCAGACAUGCAUGGAGACUCUAACUACAACAUCAUGUUCGGUCCAGACAUCUGUGGCCCAGCCACGAAGAAAGUUCAUGUCAUUAUCAACUACCAGGGCAAGAAUCACCUCAUCAGAAAGGACAUCAGAUGCAAGGAUGAUGAGUACACCCAUCUGUACACUCUGAUCCUGAACCCUGACAACACGUAUGAGGUGAAGAUUGACAACAAGAAGGCGGAGUCUGGAAGUCUGGAGGAGGACUGGGACAUUCUGCCCCCUAAAAAGGUCAAGGACCCCGAGGCUGUGAAACCAGAUCACUGGGAUGAGAGAGAGAGGAUGGAGGACCCAGACGAUAAGAAACCAGAGGACUGGGAUAGCCCCGAGAACAUUGCUGACCCUGACGCUAAGCAGCCUGAGGAUUGGGAUGAUGAGAUGGACGGUGAAUGGGAGCCACCCAUGGUCUCCAACCCUGACUAUAAGGGUGAAUGGAAACCCCGUAAGAUUGAUAACCCUGACUACAAGGGCAAAUGGUUGCAUCCUGAGAUUGACAAUCCAGACUACAGUGCAGACUCUGAGAUCUACAGAUUUGACAGCAUAGGAGUCAUUGGCCUGGACCUGUGGCAGGUGAAAUCUGGGACUAUCUUCGAUAACUUCCUGAUCACAGAUGAUGCUACGCUGGCAGAAGAAGUCGGCAAUGAGACCUGGGGUCAGACUAAGGACCCAGAGAAAAAGAUGAAGGAGUCCCAGGAGGAGAAGGAGAGGAAGAAACUAGAGGCAGAAGAGAUGGCGGGGAAAGAGGAGACAAAAGACGAGCCUGGAGAAGAGGAGGAGGAGGAGGAGGAAGAAGAGGAAGAGUUGGAGCAUGAAGAAGAGGAGGAAGAAGAGGAGACUGGAGCACAGGAAGAGGAGGAGGAAACAGAUUCUAUAAAGGAUGAACUUUAGAGGACUUUGACUUUCUCAUAGGGGUGACUUCGUUCUUUGAGCCUGGGGAGAGAUUAUUCAUCAUUUCACUUUACCAUCCAGUCAGUCCUCAAAGUAAUAAUGU